This is a messenger RNA of Penicillium chermesinum, 2382 nucleotides long. RefSeq names its product putative GTPase activating protein (Gyp3). The coding region runs from base 1 to 2382 and encodes 793 amino acids. NCBI's taxonomy places the organism in Eukaryota, Fungi, Ascomycota, Eurotiomycetes, Eurotiales, Aspergillaceae. The transcript has 2 exons. The record is from RefSeq and is a predicted model, not a curated record.
AUGGUCACAGGAAACGGAAGCUCCAGAUACGCGCCUCCCUUGGGUGAGCCAACUCUAUACGGUCGGAGAAAGAACCCUCAACCACGACUGGACCCGAUCACCAUCGAACCGCGCUCGCGAACCCCCAAUCCUCCCAGUUUGUCGCCGCGCUCUCCUGUUUCUCCUCGAUACGUCCCUCAACCCCCUCAUACUUCGCACUCUUUGCACUACACGCGGUCACGGUCGCCUGUCCCUCCAGUGGCACACAGUGCCCCAGAUGACCGACUAUGGCUUCCUCCUUCUCUGCGGGCGGGCUCCCCGCAGGACAACCCAGAGGACUGGCGAGCCAGAAGGGCAGUUCGCCAUGCUCCAACAUUCCCUCCCCCGGAUCGGCAACCUCCAGGAAACUAUUCGCGCGAUAGCAAUCCGGACCGGGCAAGCCACCGCAAAGCCCCGCCAGCUCGAGGUGGACUGCGGAUAUCCAUGUCGACAUCCAAGUUGAAUGGCCGUCGCCAACGACCAGAGGAGUCGCCCGAUCGCCUGCAGGACCCGAGCACCCAUGGUCUCCCGCUGCCCCGAUUUCCAUCCAAUGGGGCCGCGGACGAUAAUUCACUGCGGACCAGCGUGAAUUCGAUUAUGACCUCCCGGUCAAGCGUCGAGCAGACGAGCGGCACAGAACGGAGUAGUGUCCUCACGAAGAGUAGCUCUAUCACCGAUCUGUCGCCGGACACUCCCUACGCGCCCUACAGUUUGCCGGACGGCGAGAUGAGCGUGGAAGAUGCUAUCUCGAUGUACUUGGAUGGAUUCAGCGAUGUAACUGAGGAGCCUGGAUCGCCAACCUCCCAAGCGGAGAGUAAAGCACCCUCCGUUACAGCCCAUCCACCCCGGGAGGACAUGUACCUGGAAAGCAUACCACCUCCGAGAUCUACGUCCCUUAAGACGCCCCCUCCCGUUCCAACACUCCACACCCCAACCUUUCCUCCGCGAACCAUCUCUCUGGAGCCCGCGAGAAUCCCCCAACGCCCAGGUUCUGAACCUAUCUCACGCCCACAAGCUCCUCCUGAAGCUAUAGUGCCACAACAUACGCUACCGCGGAAACCGUUGGUGUCACCGGAGCCACCCUUACCUUCCCCUAAUCAAGCUUCCGACAUAUCCCCGAUUCACCAGCGUCAACAGUCUAAGAUCAUCAUUCCUGGCCAGGUGCCACCGCCCCUCAAUUCUGCGAACGAUACACGUGAUGACUAUGGGUUUCGUAAAACAACCCAACAUGUUACUUUAGCAGACUAUGAAGCUUGGAAACGCUCAUAUUCUCCAUAUGCAGCACAUCGUCGCUCGAAGUGGUAUGACAUGCUCAAAGAGCACGGGCUGUCAACCUCCAAUCCUACCAAAUUUCCUCCUCAGUCUUCCAAGCUGAAGCGCUUUGUCCGUAAAGGCAUUCCGCCCGAGUUUCGGGGAGCAGCAUGGUUUUGGUACGCCGGUGGACAUGAUAUUCUAAGCCGCCACGUUGGCUACUACGAUACUCUUGUGGAGAAGGUCAUGAACUCACCCAACAACGAUGAUAAAGAGCAUAUCGAACGAGACCUCCACCGUACUUUCCCCGACAAUAUCCACUUCAAACCGGAGAACGGGGCUAGUCCCCAAUCGCCCGGGGUGACAACCGAGACAUAUAUGAUCCAGUCUCUCCGCCGAGUGCUGUAUUCCUUUGCUCAGCACAAUCCUAAAGUUGGAUACACCCAGUCACUCAACUUCAUCACCGGCAUGCUUCUGCUUUUCCUACCCGAGGAAAAGGCCUUUUGGAUGCUUCACAUCAUAGCUUCCACAUAUCUCCCAGGCACCCAUGAAAUCAGCUUAGAGGGUGCCAACAUUGAUCUGUGGAUAUUAAUGGUGUUACUCCGCGAUUCCAUGCCGCACAUCUUCGCCAAGAUAUCCAGCAUGGGAGGCGCCCCGCAAGGCCGAGGCAAGGUGCCGCCGCUCACCGUGAAUUCUCGAUUGCCAGAUAUUACUCUGGGUCUGACUAACUGGUUGAUGUCCGUGUUCAUUGGUACACUCCCACUGGAAAGUACCUUACGGGUUUGGGACAUCUUCUUCUAUGAGGGCUCGAAAACCUUCUUCCGCGUUUCCCUCGCCAUCUUCAAAGCCUGUGAACGGGAAAUCAUGGGGGGUCUCAGACCCCAUGGAGAUUGCUUUGUGCGCCGACAUCGAGUCGGCCAGGGUCGCAUUGAGGAAUUGCGUGCUGCCCGCCGGACCGCUGUCCGCCAAGAAAAGAUGCGGCGAUCCGUGGCCUUCAACAAGGGCGAGAUCCAGCUUGCGACCGAUGACUUUCCCGUUCGCCGUCAACACCGAGAGCAUCGAGUGGUUGACUCCUUGCGCCAUCUCAAACAACAAGCCCGGGGUCUCCGUUAG